UCCGAACAUAAACAGAAAGCUGUGAAUAGCGACACAUUUUGUUGAAGUAUUUAGCCAUAUUAAGUGGAGCUACAUUUUAACUGUAAUUAUCAGCCGGAAAAAGAAGUGCCAGGUACUUUACAAGGUUCAAAUAGCUACAAUAGUCACUUACAUUUACUUUAUUUUCCUUUAAUGUUUGGUAUUUCUGCUAGGUAGCUAGUUAGCAGCUAGCAGCAAAAGCAUGACAGCGUGAUUCUCGUGUUUUCCUCUUGGCUGCAGCACCAACUUCAAGACAACAACUACCGCUGUUGAGAAAUUGUCCAAAACAAAUGUCUGUUUCACAGGGAAUAGCAUGUCCGGGGGAAACAAAGCCAUUGAGUUACAGCUUCAAAUGCGGCAAAAUGCCGAGGAUAUGCAUAGCUUCAUGAAGGAGCUGGAGAGCUGGGAGAGGGACAUAAAGAAGAAGGACGAGGAGCUGAGGACGGGAGGAGUUCAGAACACGCUCCCACCUGUGCGCAACAAAGACUACAAAACAAAGAUGAGGGAAAAGAAGAAGAAGGAGACAACAGGCAAUGGAGACGCAAAGAGAGCUGAGUCCUCGCAACCCUCAAGGAUAAAAGCAUAUGACUAUCGAGCGUGGGACACGUUUGACGUGGACAAAGCUCUGUCAGAGAUGGAUAAGGAGGAAAGUCCUGCAGAGUCAAAUGAGUCAGACUCUGAGGAAGCUGCAGUUGAUCAGGACAAAGCGUUAACUGAGAAGACAAAGGGUAACGCAUUUUUCAAAGAUGGGAAGUACAAUGAGGCCAUCGAGUGUUACACAAGAGGGAUGGGUGCAGAUCCUUACAACCCUGUGCUCCCCACAAACCGAGCCACCUCCUUCUUCAGACUCAAAAAGUAUGCUGUGGCAGAGUCCGACUGCAACUUGGCGAUUGCUCUGGACAGCAACUACUUCAAAGCGUAUGCACGAAGAGGAGCAGCACGGUUUGCAUUGAAGAAAUAUGAAUCUGCAUUAGAAGAUUAUGAGAUGGUUCUCAAGCUUGACCCCGGGAAUGUGGAAGCACAGAAUGAAGUGAAAAAAAUCAAAGAGAGCCUUGAACAUCAGGCCCCAGCCGCCCCAACUGAAGCCACGCAGCCACAGGAGGCUCCCACAGUGGACCCCGAGCGGCAGAGACUGAUGGAGGAGCAGCAGAGACGACAGGAGGCGGUGAUUCAGAAAGACAGAGGGAACGCUUAUUUCAAAGAGGGGAAGUAUGAAGCGGCUGUUGAGUGCUACAGCAGGGGCAUGGAGGCAGACAGCACGAACGUCCUGCUGCCUGCCAACAGAGCCAUGGCCUUCCUUAAGCUGGAGAAGUAUAAGGAGGCAGUGGAGGACUGCACCAAAGCCAUUUCACUGGACAAUACUUACUCCAAGGCUUUCGCUCGUCGUGCCACAGCCAGAGUGGCUUUAGGGGAACUGCAGGAGGCCAAACAAGAUUUCCAGGAGGUGCUGAAACUGGAACCGGGGAACAAGCAGGCCCUGAAUGAGCUCCAGAAGCUCCAGAUUGCUGCGGGUUCCAGCGGCCUCCUUCAAACACCAGACAGCACACAGAGAAGAACCGUUCAGCCAAUCGACAAACCAGCACAUCUGCGCUCAACUAAACCUCUGAGGAGGAUUGAAAUAGAAGAGGUGAGUGGGAAGGUGUCGGUGUCUGAGGUGGAAUCAGGUGGGUCCAAGUCCUUCGUCCAGGAAGUGGUGAAGGAGGCUGAGGACGAGUCCUCUCCGCUGUCGACAUCACCCAGUGCCAAAAUGAUUAAGAUCGAAGAGAUAGCAGAAGCCCCUUCACACUCAUCUGACCAAGUUCCUUCUAACAGACAGAGCAAACAACCAGUGAAGGAAAUCAGUCAUCCUCCUGAGCCGUCAGCUCACCCCUCCUCGACAGUAACAGACCUGCCUCCUCCACCCACCAACAGCUUCCAGCUGGAGGCCGACCUCCGCAAGAUCGGAAACCAGCCUGAAGUGAUUUACAGAUAUCUGAGGAAAAUCAAGCCUGAGGCGUAUUCAAACAUUUUCCAAAACUCCCUUGAACCUGACAUCCUCAACCAGAUCUUGAAGACUCUCCAUGGUUUCUACAUCAAGAACGAAGCACCGGCCGUCACACUGGAGGUCCUCGAGAGUCUCGCGAGCGUGAGGCGCUUCAACAUGGCCGUCAUGUUCAUGUCGUCCCCGGAGAAGAAAGUGCUGGAAGAAGUGUUUGACUUCCUGCACCAGGCCGAGCUGGAAGAAUCGUCUGUCGCAGCCUUACAGAAGAAGUACGGACUGUGACGCUCGGAUUGAAAGAAAAAUCUGCAAGUUUUACAGACUUUAAAUCUCAACACGCAGUGCUGCAUUGUUGUCAAAGCCAACAAAACAAUGUCGUUAUAUUCUAAUACUGAAUAAACUCUCAUUCAAUUGACUUUCAGUAAAUUGGACUGCUGUGUUACAGCCCUUCACCUGUGGAAAUACAGUGGUAGCAUCUUUCUCUUUUCAUCACAAUGUGUUUACUGGAAGGUGGAAGUUGGAAAAUCACAAAUUGUAGAUUGUAAUUCUGACCUUGGUGCAUUUUUAAUGUUCGAGAUGAUAAAAACGGAGCCUUCCAGUGUAAAAUCCUGUGUGCAACAGCUAAUGCCAUCGAUACUUCCUGUGUAAACGUACAUGUUUAACCAUUCACUGCACAACUGUUUCCAUAAAUUUAUGAACAUGCAAUGCUGAAUUUUCAUAGAUAUACAUAUAUAUUGAGGUUUAUUCGUGGUAGAGGUAAGAGUAUCCACAUCUAACAUGUUUGGACUUAGAUGUUGCAUCAAGGCGAACCACACAAAGCGGGAAAGCACCUGCUGAAGUUUGAGCAUCAUAAACAUGUUGGUGUGUUGAAAUGGAGUCAGAUAAUUACAUUUGAGGGAGAACCUUAACCAGACGCAAUGUUUUAUGGGAGGGAAGUGUGAAUUACCAACUUUCCAGUUGAUCUUGAAUGCAGCGUUAAGGUAUGGAUUGGUCUCUGUGAGUACUUUCCCCUGUUUGAAUGUUCCUCCCAUUCUUAAACCUACCAAAUAAAUCCUGACGCUGCGUUGGCGAAACCAGAUUAGACAAUAGAAAACCGUGAGCGAUGUUUGGUCUUUUUUCAGAUGCUGAAAUACAAAUA
Messenger RNA from Chelmon rostratus (copperband butterflyfish), 3134 nucleotides. It is a transcript of the gene rpap3, whose product is annotated as RNA polymerase II associated protein 3. The record is from RefSeq and is a predicted model, not a curated record. Gene Ontology annotation, molecular function: protein binding. NCBI's taxonomy places the organism in Eukaryota, Metazoa, Chordata, Actinopteri, Chaetodontiformes, Chaetodontidae. Bases 332 to 2281 code for a protein of 649 amino acids. The transcript is spliced from 16 exons.